Messenger RNA from Monomorium pharaonis (pharaoh ant), 2240 nucleotides. RefSeq names its product double-strand break repair protein MRE11 (gene mre11). Gene Ontology annotation, molecular function: manganese ion binding; 3'-5'-DNA exonuclease activity; DNA endonuclease activity. The transcript is spliced from 11 exons. Gene Ontology annotation, cellular component: Mre11 complex; nucleus. The record is from RefSeq and is a predicted model, not a curated record. Gene Ontology annotation, biological process: mitochondrial double-strand break repair via homologous recombination; meiotic DNA double-strand break formation; telomere maintenance. Bases 152 to 2107 code for a protein of 651 amino acids. Lineage: Eukaryota; Metazoa; Arthropoda; Insecta; Hymenoptera; Formicidae.
CCCUCCAUCCUCCAUCCCAUGUUUCGUUAGAAUCACUUAUGUUUCGCGCCAUUCUAAUUGUCACGAGUCAAGUGUUUUUGCCGCGCGUAAGAUAAUAACAUUAGAAUAUUAAUUAAUUAUCAAGUGCCAUUUGAUAUAACAAGCGCGAGAGAUGACGGAGUCUUCUGGUUCCAGUACGGACAUAGAUCCAAAGGAUACUAUCAGCAUCCUAGUAGCCACAGAUAUUCAUCUUGGUUUCGACUACACUAAAAAGAGAGGAGGACAAUCGGAUGAGAGUUUCGUAACGUUCGAAGAAAUAUUGAAGUAUGGCAAAGACAAGGAGGUUGAUCUUAUUUUGUUGGGUGGUGACCUGUUUCACGACACCAAACCAUCACAAACCGCGUUACUCAAAUGCGUAGAACUGCUGCGAAAAUAUUGCUUAGGCACUAGAGAAUGCCAGCUGGAGUUCUUGAGUGAUUCAGAACUGGUAUUCCGACACUGUGCUCAAAAACAUGUGAAUUAUGAAGAUCCAAAUUUGAAUGUCUCAAUGCCAGUAUUUACUAUCCAUGGAAAUCAUGAUGAUCCAAGUAAAUGUCGUUGCUAUUGGUUUUUUCAAGUCUCUAACUAUAAAUUACAUCCUAUUUAUUAUUUGGUAGGUUUUGGUACUGUUGGUUCAAUGGAUGUAUUGUCAGCUACUGGACUCAUAAAUUACUUUGCAAAAUGGACAGACCUUUCCCGUAUAGUUGUAUCUCCCAUAGUUUUGAAGAAACAUAAUACUCAUAUUGCCCUUUAUGGUUUGAGUUACAUUAAUGAUCAAAGAUUAUCAAGAUUAUAUAGGGAUGAGAAGGUGGAAUUGUUGCGUCCGAAGGACAUAGACACUUUCAACAUAUUUGUUUUACAUCAGAAUCGCGUUAAGCAUGGCGAUUAUGCUUAUAUACCAGAAGGUAAACUGCAUAAAUUCCUUAAUUUGGUUAUUUGGGGUCACGAGCAUGAGUGUCGUAUUAACCCAGAACUCAAUACAGAAGGUGGAUACUAUAUUUCUCAACCAGGAAGCUCCAUUGUUACUUCUUUAUGUGAGAGUGAAUCAAAACCUAAGCAUGUGGGUCUCCUUAAAAUUAAUAAAAGUAAUUUCAAGAUGAAAGAAUUAAAAUUAAAAAGCGUUCGACCAUAUAUUUUUGAUAAUAUGAUUCUCCAUGAUCAUGACAUUAAAGUAGGAGAUUGCGUCUCAAUAGCAGAUUCUGUGAGUCAAUAUGUAGAUCAAUAUAUCGAAAAUGAGCUCAUACCUAAAGUUGCUGAACAACUCACAGGAUAUCCUAAUCAACCAGUCCAACCUUUAAUUCGUUUAAGAAUAUUUUAUGAUGAUGAUAAUGAACAAUUUGAUACAUUAAGUUUGGCGCAAAAAUACUGUGAUGAAGUUGCUAAUCCAAUGGAUAUGAUUCUAUUUCGUAAGUUAAGGAGUGGAGACAAAACAAAACGUGGCAUUGUUCAUGAUGUUCUUGAUGAUAUGGAUGAUAUUGCAGAAUUAUUUCAAGGAGAUGCAGACCAGGAUUGGACUAGCACAGUGCCAGGAGGGAUUAAAAAAUAUUUCGAUAUGGAAGAAAAUAAGGAUAAAUUAACGGUAUUAACUGUAACAGCAUUAAAUGAAGCUUUAAAUCGAUAUGUUGAUAAAAGCGAUAUAGAUGCCUUUAAAAAUAUUGUAAGAGACCAAAUGAAAAGAACUAUUGAAUAUGUAGAAGCGCAAAAUACUGAGACAGUGGAAGACAUUCGCGAGGAAAUUAAAAAUUUCCGCAACAAAAGGCUUUUAGAAGAACAGGAGGAGAAGCAUAACAUUCUGGAAGCACUGGACAGGCCACAGCAAACGAUUCCUAGAACAAAUCUUAAGCAAUCUUAUUUAUCAACAGAUAAUGUAACACUUGAUAGUAAUGAUAGUGAUGAAGAUUUAAAUUUAACAUCGACUAAGACUAGAGGAAGGGGUAGAGGUUCUAGAGGCGGUAGAGGAUCCAGAGGACCUAGAGGAAGUCGUGGCAAAGGAAAAUCUAAUGAAAACAACGUUUCUACUAUGCUGAAUUGCAAAAGUGCGCAGCUGAAAUCUCGUAACCAAUUCAUUAUUUUAAGUGAUUCCGAUUAAUUAAGUAUAUGAGAAGAUAAACACACAUAUGAAAGAUGCACCUUAUAUAUAUACAUAUAUAUAUAUUUUUUCAUGUAAACAAACAUUUUGUAUAAGUAAAAAGUUUUAAUAAAAAUUAUAAUAAAUAUCUAUA